This is a messenger RNA of Wyeomyia smithii (pitcher-plant mosquito), 1247 nucleotides long. It is a transcript of the gene nero, whose product is annotated as deoxyhypusine hydroxylase. Gene Ontology annotation, molecular function: deoxyhypusine monooxygenase activity. Gene Ontology annotation, biological process: peptidyl-hypusine biosynthetic process. Bases 150 to 1058 code for a protein of 302 amino acids. The transcript is spliced from 2 exons. Lineage: Eukaryota; Metazoa; Arthropoda; Insecta; Diptera; Culicidae. The record is from RefSeq and is a predicted model, not a curated record.
UUUUAUUUUUGUGUUUAUUCUAUACGGUGAAGACGACAAAUUAAAAACCGAAACGUGUUUGCUCGUUCUGAAACCCAGAAGUAUUACAGUUUACAGUGAUUCAUACAUACAUAUAAGCCGUACGAAUUAUUAUUUUAAAGUUAGCGGUAAUGGUGCGAAUAGAGGAAUCCAAGAUAAAAGACAUCGGCAGAGUGCUGAACGAUAAGGAUCGUCCCCUGAAGGAACGUUUUCGGGCCUUGUUCACGCUGAAAAAUAUCGGUGGACCAAACGCACUGGAAAGUAUUGAAUCAUGUUUCACAGACGAUUCUGCGUUGCUGAAGCACGAACUAGCUUACUGCUUGGGUCAGAUGCAAGACAAAGCCGCAAUUCCGAUCCUAGUAAAGGUGCUCGAAGACGUACAACAGGAGCCAAUGGUACGACAUGAAGCAGCGGAAGCUUUAGGUGCCAUUGGAUCACCAGAAGUUGAGGCCGUUCUAACAAAAUAUUCAACCGAUCCUGUUGUGGAAGUGGCAGAAACCUGUGAAAUAGCACUUGGUCGCGUGCGGUGGCUUCAAAACAAGGAAAAAGAUUUCGUAGAUAACAAUCCUUACGCUUCGGUUGACCCAUCACCUCCAGCGACAAGCAGUGAUGUUGGGGAGCUGCAAAGAAUUUUACUUGACGAAAGCGAAUCCUUGUUCAACCGGUACCGUGCAAUGUUCAGCUUGCGAAACAUGCGAACUCAAGAAUCGGCGUUGGCACUCGCAACGGGACUGAAAGGGCGGAGUGCUCUGUUUCGACACGAGGUUGCUUUCGUUUUGGGUCAACUGCAAGAAGAAUGUAGUGUUCCGUUUCUGGCGGAGAAUUUACGGGAUGUCACGGAGAAUGAAAUGGUCAGACAUGAAUGUGCGGAAGCUCUUGGGGCUAUUGCUACGGAUGAGUGUACAGAAAUCUUGAGGGAAUAUUUGCAAGACGUUAAAAGAGUCGUCAAAGAGAGUUGCGAAGUUGCUUUGGAUAUGUGUGAGUACGAAAAUAGCCCUGAAUUCCAAUAUGCUGACACUCUGGGAAAGGUAUCACACUGAAAGUGCAUUUAAUUUAAUUGGUUGAUAUUCAAGCAUGGGAGUUUAUUAUCUAACAAUCGCAGAGAAGUAUCACAUUCACAACUCCUAGUACAAAUGAUUAAUACCAUUUUCGAGUAAAACAUGCUUAGCCACGAAAGCCAAAAAUGUAGUCACUAACGAUGAAAGCGCGAUACAAAAAUACAUCAAAAA